UUUAUUUCACUGCGCCUGACGGGGGAGGGGGCUGGGCGAGCAAACAACGCAGGUCGGAGCCGUAACUUCUAUUGUGAGUUCGCUGUAUAUAUAACGACGCAGCCCGUAGUCGUGACUUCUACUGUGAGUGCGCUGUAUAUAUAACGACGCAGCCCGGGCGCAAGGCACAACAAACGUUCGCUGCUCAACACCACCGAGGAAUCCACGCACUCAAACAAAAGCCACCACCACCACCAUCAUCAACCACCAGCUCGGGCAGUAUCUCCGGAGCGAAUUGAUUCGCUUCAACCUCUGCAGGCCACCGUCUAUUCGCCGAGUCGCAUCUUCGUCACCAGGGCCAUGAGCGCUGUGCUCCCGCGGGGCGAGGACGACGUCCCCGACGGUCUGGGCGGCCGCCAGGUGUACACGCGCAUCCGUGCCGACUGCCUGCGUCUGCGCCGCCUCUUCACGGACGAUCUCUUCCCGCCCGAGGCGACGUCUCUGGGCUACGCCGAGCUCGGGGCCGGCUCCAAGCUCGCGCGCGCCGUCGUCUGGAGGAGGCCGCACGAGAUAUGCAAGAACCCACAGUUCAUCGUUGACGAUGCAAGCAGAUUUGACCUUUGUCAAGGCGAAGUUGGGGAUUGCUGGUUCUUGGCUGCCCUGGCGUCAGUGACCCUACACCCGCGCCUGCUGGAGAGGGUCUUGCCCAGCCAGCAGUCGUUCAGCGCCGUGGACGGCUACGCGGGCAUCUUCCGAUUUCGCUUCUGGCAGUACGGCAAGUGGGUGGAGGUUGUGAUUGACGACCGACUGCCGACAGUCAACGGGAAGCUGCUGUUCGUCCACUCGCAAUCUUCCAACGAGUUCUGGAGCGCCCUGCUCGAGAAAGCCUACGCCAAGCUGUGCGGCUCCUACGAGGCGAUGCGCGGGGGGAUGCUGACCGAGGCCUUCAUGGACUUCACGGGGGGCCUCACGGAGCGGCGGCCCGUCGGCCGCGACGAGGAGGACCGGCCGGACGGCAGUGUCGCCGCCUUCCGCGGCCUGUGGGACUACAUGCGCAUGGCCCAGGAGGCCGGCUCUCUCAUGGGGGCCUCCACCUACCACCCCGUCGAGGGCCCCGGCCGCGGGAAGGGCCCGAGGGCCACGCCGGGGUUGUCGGGACGCGUCCGGGGCCGCUCGUGGUUGGAGAAGGGCGCGCUUGGCGCGAGCGGCCCGGCGGCGCUGGGCCUGUGCUGCGGUGGAGUGGCGAGCGGCCUGAGCUUCCCGAAGCGUCCCGAGGUGGAGACGAAGGACGGCAUCGUGCUGGGACACGCGUACUCCGUGACGGGCGUGGAGAAGGUCAUUUACCGUGGCCAAUCCGUGGAACUCGUCCGAUUGAGAAACCCUUGGGGCUGCGUCGAGUGGUCAGGAGACUGGAGUGACAGGGCCCCGCAGUGGAACGAGGUGGACCCACGCGUCGUGCAGCGCAUGCGCAACGCUCUGGAGGACGGCGAAUUCUGGAUGUACAUGGGCCACUUCCGCAAGAACUUCCACACGCUGGACAUGUGCCACCUGACGGCCGACGACCUGGCCGAGGGCCAGCGCCACCGCUGGGCCGUCGCCACGCACGCCGGCGAAUGGAGGAGGGGCCAUUCGGCCGGCGGCACCUGCCAGUACCAAGACACGUACCGCACGAACCCGCAGUACCGCGUGCGGAUCCUGGCUCGGGAAGGCGGGGAGGUGCUCCUGACACUGCUACAAAAACCACGUGACAUGCAGCGCAACCGCCAACCGCUCCUCUCCAUCGGCUUCCUCAUCCACCAGAUUCCAAAAAACUUGCGGGACUCCUCCUGGCUGCCGCAGGAGGCCCUGACGGCAGCGAGCUCCGUGGGGGGCACGGCAACGUGGAGCAACCUGCGCGAGGUCGGGGGUCGCUUCCACCUGCCGUACGGCGACUACGUCGUCGUGCCGUGCACGUUCCAGCCGAAUGACGAGGCCGAGUUCAUCCUCCGCAUCUUUGCUCAGCGCGACGGCCUGCACUCCGAGGAAAUGGGAAGAGAAAGCAACGCCACUGUCCAGCCACGCUCUGUCCCCAAGGCGCCGGAGCCAAUGGAGGACGGCACGCGGAGGUGGUGCCGAGACAUCUUCCAGAAGUACACGGCCCCUAACAAAGGAAUACUGGAUCCCUUCGUCCUGCAGAAUCUACUGACCAAGCUAGUUUCUACCCGAGUGGAGCUGGGAACGGCAUCCUUCAGCCUGGAGGGCAGUCGUCGCAUUGUGGGACUCAAGGGCCACAAUGGCCAGCUUGGUCUCCAGGAGUUCACCGUCUUCUGGACGAAGUUGAAGGACUGGACCAACAUCUUUGUGCAGUCGUCCCAGGAGGUGCGCGGCUCGCUGAGCCCCACGGAACUGAGCUCGGCCCUCCAAGCCGUUGGUCGUGCGCAAUCGCCCGAGUCCGUGCGCGCCAUCACCGCGCGCUACGCGGACGCCCGUGGCCGCCUUGGCUUCGAGGAGUACGUGUGCUGCCUGUCCACCCUGACUGCUACUUCAGAUGCGUUCGGCGCCUUUUACUCAAGCGGCAAGGCGACGGCGAACGGCGUGCUGCUCUCCGAGACCGAGCUUCUAAGGCUGAUGCUGUGCUGCUAAGAAGAGGUGCGGACGUGUGGGGAAGACGCGCGGAGAAUCCGGGGGUUCUGUGGGCCGGUGGGGGCAUGUUGUGGGGUUGUUAUUUUUUUUUAUUAACGAGAUGUUGAGGAUAAUGUGAACGCAGGCGUGAAUCGCUCGCGUUGCAACACGCACACACAGAUCGCUACUGCUGCGCUAGCUUGUUCAUUUUAAACUUCAGGAAUAUUUUUUUACAUGAAUCAUAGAAUUUAUUGCUCACGCCUUGCACCGAUUGUGCGUGAUCAUCACAAUGGGGCCACCUGCGUGUUUGCAUUUUUUCAGUAAAACUGGAUUGUUUCUGAUCACGACAUGAUCUAAACAAAGUUAACUUAUUUAUUACAUUCACAUCAACUGGUGGUGUCAUUAUUUAUAAUUUUUACUCUUAUGUAUUUAAUGUUUGCAAUAUAUUUAUAAAUGUUCGAGAUUCAUGUUGGAGGUUGCAUGCAAUCGCAAGUUGGAUUAAACGUUACUACUUUUAAACACUUUCCUGUAUGAAUGUAAAAUAAACGAAGGAAUCGACA
This is a messenger RNA of Petromyzon marinus (sea lamprey), 3140 nucleotides long. Its product is annotated as calpain-1 catalytic subunit-like. Gene Ontology annotation, cellular component: cytoplasm. Gene Ontology annotation, biological process: proteolysis. Gene Ontology annotation, molecular function: calcium-dependent cysteine-type endopeptidase activity. The record is from RefSeq and is a predicted model, not a curated record. Lineage: Eukaryota; Metazoa; Chordata; Hyperoartia; Petromyzontiformes; Petromyzontidae.